AGUAGUCAAUAUCUGUCAGUUGAGCUCUGCCGUGCAUUACCGCACAUUGACCAGCAGGGGCGCUCGUUUACUGACGGGCUUGGACAGGAAGCGCAAAGGAUUGUGGGACUUUUAGUUCCGAAUGGAUGACGGUUGGCUUGAUAACACUGCGAAGAACAAACGAAGAAAUUUACCGCCGAAAAUAAAAUAGUAGCCUCAGGUUCAGCAUAUUUUCAAGCUCUGUGUGCUUCGAGUCCGGAUAUUUUCGGGUGGAUUCAGUCGUCGUAUGAAGAAUAGCGGGCUCACUUUUGGUGAAAAAUAAACAGGAAGUUGUUAGCGUUGUGGGACGUGUAGUUCCGCUUGCAGGCCACUGAGCUUUUUAACAACGCAUAGAAAAAAGAAACAACAAUAAAAUAAGCUAAACUUCACCCGAAGACCGCGCUUUUAGCCUCGGCGUUGAAGCAAACAUGCCCGGGUUCACCUGCUGUGUCCCUGGCUGCUACAACAACUCGCACCGGGACCGGGACCUGCGCUUCUACACAUUUCCCAAAGACACCACGCUGAGGGAGCUGUGGCUGAGGAACAUCUCCCGGGCCGGGGUCAGCGGCUGCUUCAGCACCUUCCAGCCCACCACAGGACACCGAGUCUGCAGCGUGCAUUUCGCGGGAGGAAGGAAGACCUACACCAUCAGAGUACCGUCCCUCUUCCCCUUGCGGGGGGUGAAUGAGCGCAGGAGUCGGCGGGGCAGAGGCAGGAAGGUGUCUGCGGCGGUUCCUGCCACCGCCGCUGCAGCCACCUCUGGGAUCGUCCUCGCCAGCGUACUGGGCAGCACGGCGGAGGGAGCCGAGGGCACUGCUGGAGGUGAAGCAAGCGACGACACCAUCACCGUGGUUCAGAUAGGCCAGAACGGGGAGUACCUGGGCACGGCGCGGCUGCCCGCCCAGUCAGAGGGGACUUGUUACACCGCACCGAUCAGCAACCCUGACGAGCUGAUCGGCGACGACUCAUCGGUCGAAACCGGGUCCACGGUACACCAGCCGGGCCUGCAGUAUGUCAGUGUGACCAGCAGCCCACUGGACCACUCGUACUCCCUGACCACCGGCACCACGUCCGCCGAGCUGCUGCGGAAACUGAACGAGCAGCGGGACAUCAUCGCACUGAUGGAGGUGAAGAUGAAGGAGAUGAAGGCGACCAUCCGCCAGCUCCGGGUGGCCGAGGCCAAGCUGCAGGAGGAGGUGCGGGAGCGGGACCGCCUGCUGUACGGGAACUCUGUGGCUUUCAGCGUCCGGAAGAAAAUCUGAUGGGUGAACAUCACCGGAGAUGACCCGUGUCAGAGACUCAGACUAAUGGAGGUGUUUGAAGACAGCUGACCCAGCUCUAUUUUGUAUGAAACUGCGAGCGAUGACAAUUUAUUUUCAACAAGUAGAACCGAUUUUUCGUAGGCCUGAUGUAAGAAAAGUUGGCUGGCUAGUUAUGUAGCUUGUAUUAAUAAUCUCAUUGAUGAUGACAGUAUGUAGAAAACCCCACAGUUGGCCUGCAGUCCAACCAAGGUCAAUAACACACGUUAUUCAUUCAACCAUGGCUCAUAGUUUGCACAGACUUACCAAGUAGACAGGCUCACACAUUGAUAAAGACUGAUGGGAGGACAGAUGAGGAAGAUGCUCAUAACUGCCUAGUUACAUAGAGUUUUUCUAUUAAAAACUUCUCUUACUGUGUUUUUAUUUUGUUGCCUAUGAAUUCAAAUUAGGUGGUUGUUCAGAAACAUCUCAUGAUAGAUUUGCAGUACUAAGUUGAAAUAUUCAUAGGAUUUUUUUUGUGAACAGAACACUAUUCUUGGCACUGGUAAAGUGUUGCUCAGUUGAUACAUUAAAACUAUCAGGACUCAGUCUGAGUUGCCGUAAAAGGAACCUUCAGUUGUUUUCCUUUAUUUUUUUCACCGAGGACAUUUGUGCAAAGAAAAUGGACUUAAAGGAACUCAUCAAAACUUGAAGGGGCAGUCAAAUUAUGCUCUUAUUAAAGAAUGUUUCUUGAAGACAUGCAUUAAGUUACAUUUGUUGAACCUUUUUUAAGGGAAUCUUAAGAGAAUAUGAAAAACAUUUUGUCAAAAACAUUAUGUAACUUGAACAUGUCAGAUGCUUGUUUCAGUGUGAUUUUGUUUCUUCAUGCAGAGAUUUAGUGGCUGUGUCUCUCUGUCCUGUUCAUGAGUGUUUUGUGCUGCAGGAUGUUACACACAUUUCUGAUUCUUGAACUUGAUGCGACAGCUCUGCUCUGCUCUCAUUUCAAAGUAAAUUUCAUUUUAAAAUAGUGCUGCUUCACUUAUCAAGUCAUGAAAUGUGUCCUGUUUUUGUCCACUAUCACAAAGUAGAGAUAGUCUGUUGGGUGUUUUUUUUUGAAGAAAAGAAAAAGAAAAAAAAAUACUGGGCCGCACCCGUCAUCUGUCAGGAGCACUUGUUUGACGAGAAGAGAUUAAAACCAGUGACCAGAAGCUCUGUUAUCAAGUAGGACUAUUUUUUUUGUGGAAAAGGUAUAACACUUGUAUCAUAUUAAAUCCACAAUCGUAAGCUUUGUGGUCAGAGUGAAACAUUAACUCAAACAUGAAAUCUGAACACUGCUGCCCUGUUUUAUACACCUGUUGAAUGAGAUGGUGUUUAAAGCUUCACUCAGCGGUCACUAUGUCAGUGUUAGCAUCCUGAACAAAGUGUUGCCUUCUUAAGAUAAAUAUUGGAUGCUUGUGAACCAUCAUGUUAACUCUUCUGAUUCGUUAUUGGAAAUAUUCUCCCAGAACCCAUGAGGCCCUUAUGUUCCUGUUCAGAUUUCAGUGGGGUUGUUUUAAUGAUUAAUUCAUGCUGUUAUUAAUAUGUGUGGUUUAUUAAUAAAUAGUUUCAGUCGAGGCCUUAAAUGGUCUAAAACUAAUGAAAAGUGGCCAUUAAAAGAUGAAAUAGUAUCUUUAAUACUUAUUUGUGUCAUCAGCAAAUCAGAGAAACCAUUUCCAGCAAGUGAUUCGCUAUUUUUACUUCAUUAAUCACAUUAGUUGAUUAGAAUGAAUGAAUUCUUUCUCUGGGUAUUGACUAGUCAUCUCAGCACCAUAGUUUCAGCGAGCGUACAAAUACAGUGUAUGAUAAAUUAUUGGUUUAUGGACUCUUUAGACUUUUCACAGGUUGAUUCCAGUAUCAAAAUGUUCUUGUCAGCGCAGAUGUUGCAGCCUUAUCUCCUCCCUCUAGGUGGCGGUGGAAUAAAAGAUUGAAGACCUCCUGUC
Molecule: messenger RNA, 3235 nt
Organism: Acanthopagrus latus (yellowfin seabream)
Lineage: Eukaryota; Metazoa; Chordata; Actinopteri; Spariformes; Sparidae
Gene: thap11
Product: THAP domain containing 11
Exons: 1
Coding region: 447-1280 (277 amino acids)
Biological process (GO): regulation of transcription by RNA polymerase II
Cellular component (GO): nucleoplasm
Molecular function (GO): RNA polymerase II cis-regulatory region sequence-specific DNA binding
Source: RefSeq, a predicted model, not a curated record